CUGUCUUCCAUUCCCCAACAACGAAGAUUACCAAACUACCCCUCCAGCCGCCGCAUGCAACAAUGACGAUGACUAUGCCCACCACUACCGACAAGACCGCCAUGCCCGCUUCCGACACCGACACCGCCCCCCUGACCUUCGACACCUCGGUCCUACAAAACCAGACCGCCAUCCCGCCGCAGUUCGUCUGGCCCGACCACGAGCGCCCCACUCCCGGACCUCGGGAGCUCGACGCCCCUGUCAUCGACAUCGGCGGCUUCCUCUCCGGCGACCCCGCCGCCGUCCGCCUCGCCGUCGACCAAGUCCGCAAGGCCUGCGAGAAGCACGGAUUCUUCCUCAUCGUCAACCACGGCGUCGAUAACCAACAAAUCGACGCCGCCCAUCACUGCAUUGACCGAUUCUUCGGACAAACCCUCGACGAGAAGCAGAAAGCCAAGAGGAAACUCGGCGAGAGCUCCGGCUACGCCAAUAGCUUCGUCGGAAGAUUCUCCUCCAAGCUUCCAUGGAAGGAGACAUUCUCGUUCGAGUACAUUGAGGGCUCCCCCGACAGCGUCGAGGAUUACGUCAGCCGUACAUUGGGCCAAGAAUUCGACGACAUUGGGCAAGUGUAUCAGAAGUACUGUGCUACGAUGAGCAAGCUGGCGCUGUCGAUCAUGGAGUUGCUGGGGCUGAGCCUGGGAGUCGACAGGCGAUUUUUCAAGGAAUUCUUCCAGGACAACGAAUCGAUCAUGAGGUUGAACUAUUACCCGGCCUGUAAUAAGCCCGACGAAACUUUAGGAACGGGCCCUCAUUGCGACCCCACCUCCCUCACAAUUCUCCACCAGGACACCGUCGGCGGUUUGCAGGUUUUCGUCGAUGGCGAGUGGUGGGCCGUCAGCCCUAACAUCAACUCCUUCGUCGUCAACCUCGGCGACACCUUCACUGCGCUGACGAACGGGAGGUACAAGAGCUGUCUGCACAGGGCGGUGGUGAAUGCGACGAGCGCGAGGAAGUCAUUGGCGUUCUUUCUGUGUCCGAAGAAGGACAAGGUGGUCCGUCCGCCGGCGGAGCUGGUGGAUUCCGGCAACCCGCGGGCGUAUCCGGACUUCGAGUGGCCGGAAUUGCUUGAGUACACUCAGAAGUAUUACAGGGCUGACAUGGAUACUCUGCAGAAUUUCUCCGACUGGAUCGUCCAGCAGCAGAAGACGGCUAAGGUUAUGUAAUAAAUACUCACAUAUACAUAAUACAUACACAGGGUGUGUAUGUAUUAUGUGUGUUUCUCUCUAGGUGUCUUUGUCAUGGGUCGAUCGUAUCGUAGCUUUCGCUGAAUAAUGUAAAUGUUGUCGAACCUUUGGUCUUAAUAAAUUCUGAUUAAUAAUUUAUGUCUUCGUACCAUUA
Messenger RNA from Andrographis paniculata, 1377 nucleotides. RefSeq names its product gibberellin 20 oxidase 1-D-like. The record is from RefSeq and is a predicted model, not a curated record. Lineage: Eukaryota; Viridiplantae; Streptophyta; Magnoliopsida; Lamiales; Acanthaceae. Gene Ontology annotation, molecular function: gibberellin 20-oxidase activity. The coding region runs from base 63 to 1202 and encodes 379 amino acids. Gene Ontology annotation, biological process: response to light stimulus; unidimensional cell growth; flower development. The transcript is spliced from 3 exons.